AUGAAGAUAAUUAUAUAUUUUUGCAUUUGGGCAGCAGCAUGGGCUAUUCCAGUUCCUCAAAUCAAGCCAUUGGACAGACAUGCUGUUGACAAGUCUGCAAAUUUAAAUCUUCCAGAAAAAGUGAAAUUGCCAAUACAGGAUGAGUUAAAUGCCAAUGACACCACCAAAGAAAGUGGUGUCCUGCAUGAAAAUGAAAGAGGAAGGCAACAAUAUACCAAAGAUGGUUACAAAGAAGAAAGAAAUGGCUCUGAGUGGGCACAAAUAGGAGGGAAAACUUCCACACAUUCCUUGUUAGUAAAUGAGGAGGGGAAUAGUGAGGGUCAAAAUGGGGUCACAGGAAAGCCAGAAACAUAUGGUUAUGAUGGGAUAGAUGGAAAAGAAGGUAACAUCACAGCAAAUGGUAUCAGGGGACAAGUAAGCAUCACCAACAAUGCUGGAAUAGCAAAUGGGAGCAAUAUUAAUAGAAAUACUGAUAAGAAUUCAAAUAAGGGAGGAAAUGUUGGAGAUGCAAGUCAGAGUGAGGAUGCCACUGUUGUCCAAGAUGGCCAUCAAAUAGCUGGAAGCAAUAACAGUACAGGCCAUGAGGAUGAAAUAAAUAGGAAUUAUUGUAGAAAUGAAGGUGAUACAAGUGAAAUAACAACUCAGAGAGAAAGCGAAAAAAAUGCAAAUCAGGAGGCAGGAGUAACUCCAGGGGAAAGUGGAGCUGGCAAUGGAGAAGAUGCUGGCCUGGAAAAUUCAGAUGGGAGUCCUAGUGGGAAUGGAGCAGAUGAAGAUGAAGACAAGGGCUCUGGUGAUGAUAAAGGUGAAGAAACAGGGGAUGGAAAAGAGGGCACUGACAACCGUAAGGGCCAAGAGGGUCAGCCUCAUGGAAAAGAUGACAAUGACAAUAGCUUAGGUCAAAAUUCAAUUAGUAGUGAAGAUGAUGGCCCUGAAGACAAAGAAGAUCUCCAUGACAUCGGUGGAGACAACACCUCCAAGAGUGAGGAGGAUUCUGAUGGUAUUCCCAAAGACAAAGAUAGCCCAAUAAUAGAGGAUGUGCAAAAGCUCAAUUACAGAGAAAACAAAGCUGUGGAAAAGAAAAUCACUGAUGAAUCAGAGCCAGCAGCUAUUGGGAAGAGCCAAGAUAAGGCAAUAGAAAUGGAAGGUCCCAGAAGUGGCAACAGAAACAAUAUUACCAAAGAAUCUGGGAAAGUCAGUGAAGAUAAAGAGAGUAAAAGACAACCUGGAAUGGCCAUGGGCAAGGGAAAUGUCAAGACACCAGGAGAGACUGACAACAUUCAAGGGUCUAGUCAGAAAUCAGAACCUGGGAAUAAGGUUGCACACAGCAAAACUGGUAGUGAAAGUAAUAGUGACGGAUAUGACAGUUAUGAGUUUGAUGACAAAUCCAUGCAAGGAGAUGAUCCCAACAGCAGUGAUGAAUCUAAUGGCAAUGAUGAUGCUGAUUCUGAAGGUGACUAUAACAGCAAUAGCCAAGGAGAUAAUGGUUAUAACUCUGAUGAAUCAAAAGACAAUGGCAAUGACAGUGACUCAAAUGGAGGAGGUGAUGAUGACAGUGAUAGCACAUCAGAUGCUAAUGACAGUGAUAGUAAUGGCAAUGGUAACAAUGGGAGUGAUGACAAUGGCAAAUCAGAGAGCAGCAAAGAUAAAUCAGACAGCAGUGACAGCAGUGACAGUAGUGACAGCAGUGACAGCAAGUCAGACAGCAGUGACAGCAGUGACAGUAGUGACAGCAGUGACAGUAGUGACAGCAAGUCAGACAGCAGUGACAGCAGUGAUAGCAGUAACAGUAGUGAUAGCAGUGACAGCAAGUCAGACAGUGACAGCAGUGACAGUAAAUCAGACAGCAGUGACAGCAGUGACAGUGACAGCAGUGACAGUAGUGACAGCAGUGAUAGUAGUAAUAGUGACAGCAGUGACAGCAGUGACAGCAGUGAUAGCAGUGACAGCAGUGACAGCAGUGACAGUAACAGUAAAUCAGACAGCAGUGACAGCAGUGACAGCAGUGACAGCAGUGAUAGCAGUGACAGCAGUGACAGCAGUGACAGUGACAGUAAAUCAGACAGCAGUGACAGCAGUGACAGUGACAGUAAAUCAGACAGCAGUGACAGUAGUGACAGCAGUGACAGUAGUGACAGCAGUGACAGCAGUAAUAGUGACAGCAGUGACAGUAGUGACAGCAGUGAUAGUGACAGUGACAGUAAAUCAGACAGCAGUGACAGUAGUGACAGCAGUGACAGUAGUGACAGCAGUGACAGCAGUAAUAGUGACAGCAGUGACAGUAGUGACAGCAGUGAUAGUGACAGUGACAGCAAAUCAGACAGUAGUGAAAGCAGUGACAACAGUAAUAGUGACAGCAACAGUAAAUCAGACAGCAGUGACAGCAGCAACAGCAAAUCAGAUAGCAGUGACAGCAGUGACAGUAGUGACAGCAGCAAUAGCAAAUCAGAUAAUGACAGUAGUGACAGCAGUGAUAGUGACAGUAAAUCAGACAGCAGUGACAGCAGCAGCAGCAAAUCAGAUAGCAGUGACAGCAGUAACAGUGACAGUGAUAGCAGCGACAGCAGCGACAGUAGCGAUAGCAGUGACAGCAGUGACAGCAGUGACAGUAGUGACAGUAGCGACAGCAGCAACAGCAGUGACAGCAGUGAUAGUGACAGCAGUGACAGCAGUGACAGUAGUGACAGUAGCGACAGCAGUGACAGUAGCAAUAGCAGUGACAGCAGCAAUAGCAGUGACAGUAGCAAUAGCAGUGACAGCAGUGACAGUAGUGACAGUGACAGCAGUGACAGCGACAGCAGCAAUAGCAGUGAUAGCAGUGAUAGUGAUAGCAGUGAUAGUGACAGCGACAGCAGCAAUAGCAGUGACAGCAGUGAUAGUGACAGCAGUGACAGUAGCAACAGUGACAGCGACAGCAGCAAUAGCAGUGAUAGCAGUGAUAGUGACAGCAGUGACAGCGACAGCAGCAAUAGCAGUGACAGCAGUGAUAGUGACAGCAGUGACAGUGACAGCGACAGCAGCAAUAGCAGUGACAGCAGUGACAGCGACAGCAGCAAUAGCAGUGACAGCAGUGAUAGUGACAGCAGUGACAGCAAUAGUGACAGCAGCGACAGUAGCGACAGUGCAUCUGACAAUGAUGAGAGUCACAGCAAGAGCAAGUCUGGUAAUGGCAAAAAUGGAAAUGACAGUGAGAGUGACAGUGAGGACAGUGACAGUAAUCACUCAACCAGUGAUGAUUAG
Molecule: messenger RNA, 3237 nt
Organism: Nyctereutes procyonoides (raccoon dog)
Lineage: Eukaryota; Metazoa; Chordata; Mammalia; Carnivora; Canidae
Gene: DSPP
Product: dentin sialophosphoprotein
Exons: 4
Coding region: 1-3237 (1078 amino acids)
Biological process (GO): odontoblast differentiation; dentinogenesis
Cellular component (GO): nucleus; cytoplasm
Molecular function (GO): collagen binding
Source: RefSeq, a predicted model, not a curated record